AAAAUGUACAUUUAUUUUCUUUAUAGCCAAAGAAACGACCUAAGCCAUCUGAAUGGAAGAAAUUGGAAGAAUCUGCAAUAUAUAAAGGAAAUAAUACUCUUCGAGAAUACCAGUUGGAAGGUGUAAAUUGGCUAACAUUUUGUUGGUAUAAUGGGCAAAAUUGUAUAUUAGCUGAUGAAAUGGGUUUGGGAAAAACAAUCCAGUCUAUUGCAUUCUUGAAUGAAGUAUCAGAUUAUGGAAUUACUAGUCCAUUUCUAGUAAUAGCACCACUUUCUACCAUUGGGAACUGGCAGAGAGAGUUUGAGACCUGGACUGAUUUAAAUGCAAUUACAUAUCAUGGAAGCUCUGCAAGUCGUAAUAUGAUUCAAGAAUAUGAAAUGUAUUAUAAAAAUGAAAAGGGGGAGAGAAUAUUGGAAGUAUAUAAGUUUCAAGUAAUGAUAACAACAUUUGAAAUUGUACUUAGUGACUGUUUAGAGUUGAGAGAGAUACCUUGGCGUUGUGUUAUUAUUGAUGAAGCACAUCGCUUGAAGAAUAGAAAUUGUAAACUGUUAGAAGGCUUAAGAUUAUUAAAUACGGAACAUCGUGUACUCUUAACUGGAACACCAUUACAAAAUAAUGUUGAAGAACUGUUCAGCUUGUUAAAUUUUCUUGAACCUAAUAGAUUUGUAUCUACAGAAGCCUUUUUGGAAGAAUUUGGUGAAUUAAAAACCGAAGGACAAGUAGAAAAACUCAAAGCUGUGAGUCUAAAACUUUUCUCU
Molecule: messenger RNA, 758 nt
Organism: Centruroides sculpturatus (bark scorpion)
Lineage: Eukaryota; Metazoa; Arthropoda; Arachnida; Scorpiones; Buthidae
Product: chromodomain-helicase-DNA-binding protein 8-like
Exons: 5
Biological process (GO): regulation of gene expression; chromatin remodeling
Cellular component (GO): nucleus; chromatin
Molecular function (GO): ATP hydrolysis activity; chromatin binding; ATP binding
Source: RefSeq, a predicted model, not a curated record